UGGUUAUUAAUUCUCCCUUUUUAUUUUGCAUUUUGGUUGUCCUCUUUUAUAUACCUUACAUACUAGGACAUAUUUAUUGAGAAUAUGCUUUCUAUAAAACUCUCUUCUGUGUAAUUGAAAUUUAAGUUUAGAAUGAUAGUAUCCACACUGGCAUAUGAGUAACCUUAAUUAUCACAAAUUUCAAUGUCAGUUGGAGUAGCCAUAUUUGAUAUUUCUAUAAUUCAUAUUUUUCCUCUCUUUAGGAAGAAAUGGAUCGACCACAAAUGAUUUUAACCAAACUGAAGUUGCUGAAUUUUUCCUCAUGGGAUUUUCGAAUUCCUGGGAUAUUCAGAUUGUACAUGCUGCUGUAUUCUUCUUAGUUUACCUGGCAGCUCUCAUAGGAAAUCUCCUAAUCAUCAUGCUUACCACUCUGGAUGUUCACCUCCAAACCCCAAUGUAUUUCUUUUUGAGAAACUUGUCUUUCUUAGAUUUUUGUUACAUCUCUGUCACAAUUCCAAAAUCUAUUGUCAGUUCCUUGACUCAUGAUACUUCCAUUUCUUUCUUUGGGUGUGCUUUGCAAGCCUUCUUUUUCAUGGACUUGGCGACUACUGAGGUAGCCAUCCUUACAGUGAUGUCCUAUGACCGCUAUGUGGCCAUCUGCUGGCCCUUACGUUAUGAGGUCAUCAUAAACCAAGGUGUCUGUAUAAGGAUGAUGGCAAUGUCGUGGCUCAGUGGGAUGAUCUGUGGAUUCAUGCAUGUGACAGCAACAUUCUCAUUACCAUUCUGUGGGCGCAAUAGAAUACGUCAAUUUUUCUGUAACAUUCCACAGCUCCUAAGCCUCUUAGAUCCCAAAAUAAUUACCAUUGAGAUUGGAGUAAUGGUUUUUGUUACAAGUCUUGUGAUAAGCUCCUUUGUUGUAAUUACUCUCUCCUAUAUGUACAUUUUUUCAGUCAUCACGAGGAUUCCUUCUAGGGAGGGUAGAUCAAAAACAUUUUCUACCUGCAUUCCACAUCUUGUGGUUGUAACACUCUUUAUGAUAUCUGGCAGCAUUGCCUAUGUGAAGCCAAUUUCAAAUUCUCCCUCGGUUCUGGAUGUUUUCCUGUCUGUGUUCUACACAGUUGUGCCCCCAAUCCUGAACCCCAUCAUCUAUAGUCUGAGGAACAGAGACAUGAAGGCAGCCCUGAGAAGGCAGUGUGGUAUCCUAGGUGAAGAAUUAGAUUAGGGAUCAUAACUCCUGAACUCUUGUUCUCAUCAGACAAUUUGUAAGCUUUCUGGGCCUAUAUUUUCAGUUGAUUGCUGAGCUCUUUUUUGAUUUUUAAA
Molecule: messenger RNA, 1299 nt
Organism: Cebus imitator (Panamanian white-faced capuchin)
Lineage: Eukaryota; Metazoa; Chordata; Mammalia; Primates; Cebidae
Product: putative olfactory receptor 14L1
Exons: 1
Coding region: 302-1201 (299 amino acids)
Biological process (GO): G protein-coupled receptor signaling pathway
Cellular component (GO): membrane
Molecular function (GO): G protein-coupled receptor activity; olfactory receptor activity
Source: RefSeq, a predicted model, not a curated record